This is a messenger RNA of Salvelinus sp. IW2-2015, 6925 nucleotides long. The record is from RefSeq and is a predicted model, not a curated record. NCBI's taxonomy places the organism in Eukaryota, Metazoa, Chordata, Actinopteri, Salmoniformes, Salmonidae.
CAUCUCUCCUCCCUCCCUCGAACAGUGCAGUGUCUGGAGAGUGAGACUAAGAGGAAGAUCAUUGGGCGCCUGGUGCCUUGCCGGGUGCUUCCGGGUGGAGGAGGAGUCAUCUCAGUGCUGGACUACUCCACUGCAGCCUGCAGCAGGUGCCCAAGAGAGAUAUUCAGCUUCGAGCGCACGCUGGAGGAGCUCUACCUGGAUGCCAACCAGAUCGAGGAGCUGCCCAAGCAACUAUUUAACUGUCAGGCUCUCCGGAAGCUGAGCAUGCCUGACAAUGACCUGUCAAACCUGCCAACCACCAUAGCCAGCCUUGUAAACCUGAGGGAGUUAGACAUCAGUAAAAACGGUAUUCAAGAGUUCCCAGACAACAUUAAAUGCUGUAWAWGCUUAUCUGUUGUGGAGGCAAGUGUAAAUCCCAUUGCCAAGCUCCCAGACGGCUUCACCCAGCUCCUCAACCUGACACAGCUCUUCUUAAAUGAUGCCUUUCUGGAGUACCUCCCCGCCAACUUUGGCAGACUUUCCAAGUUACGGAUCCUGGAACUGCGAGAGAACCACCUGAAAACGAUGCCAAAGUCAAUACACAGACUGUCACAGCUGGAGCGAUUAGACUUGGGAAGCAAUGAAUUCACUGAACUGGUAAGAAAAGAGGGUUUCCUGGGAAUGUUGAAGAAGCUCACAACACUAAAAGUGGAUGACAACCAGCUCACCUCACUGCCUAACACCAUUGGAAGUUUAUCGCUUUUAGAGGAGUUUGACUGCAGCUGUAAUGAAUUAGAGUCCCUGCCCCCCACCAUUGGCUACCUGCCCAACCUUCGCACGUUUUCUGCUGAUGAAAACUUUCUCAUUGAACUACCCAGGGAGAUUGGGAACUGUAAGAAUGUGACAGUCAUGUCGUUACGCUCCAAUAAGCUGGAGUUUCUACCUGACGAGAUCGGGCAGAUGACCAAACUACGUGUUCUCAACUUAAGCGACAAUAGAUUAAAGAAUCUCCCAUUCACUUUCACAAAACUAAAAGAUCUUGCUGCUCUUUGGCUUUCAGACAAUCAGUCCAAGGCCCUGAUCCCUCUCCAGACAGAGGCUCAUCCAGAGACCAAGCAGAGGGUCCUCACCAACUACAUGUUCCCUCAGCAACCACGACAUGAUGAGGACUACCAGUCAGACAGCGACAGCUUCAACCCCACCUUAUGGGAGGAGCAGCGUCAGCAGAGGAUGACCGUAGCCUUUGAGUUCGAGGAGAAGAAGGAGGAGGAGGACAACUCUGGAAAAGUCAAGGUUGAGAUCAAUCUGAAGCGCUACCCCACACCAUACCCAGAGGACCUGAAGAACAUGGUGAAGUCAGUGCAGAACAUGGUGGGCAAGAACCAGCUUCCCCUCAGCACUGGUACUAACUCCUCUGGUACCAACAUGGAGUCACGAAAACAAGAACAGUAUGAGCCCCCCUGGCCCAUGCCCCCCAAAGAGGUGAUGGAAAGAGAGAUGUUAGAGAGAGAGAGAGAGUUCAACAAGACUCAGAUGACAGAGCAGGGCAUCAUCCACAACUCUGCCAUCGACAUCCCAAAGCGCAAGGACAAGGAGGAUCUGACUGAGAGCUCAGAGAUUUCUUUACAUCGCGUGGUUCCCAAGCUGCCACAGCCAGAGAAUGCGUCCUCGGCCGUUACAGCUUCUUCCUGUUUCUGCCUCAUAGAUUCUAUGAGCGGCUCUCCGAAUGAUAUCCGUAUCUCUGAUAUGAGGCCCACCCUGGUGGAACCGUCCAUGUACAAACCAAAGGUUGUAUUACUGGGGAAAGACAAGAAAGAGUCUACAGAUGAAUCAGAUCCGGAUAAGAUGCAUUGCCUGAACAACAGUGGCUCGUCGGCCACCUACUCGGACUACUCUCCAUCCCAGGGUUCUUCUGGCUCCUCUAACCCCCCGGGCAACGUGGCCGCCCUGCAGGCUGCUGGGAAGGAUGGAGGAGUGCCUCAACAACACUGGACCAACAGGCUGGUCCAGCAGUUCCCCAAGCCCAUCGAAACCAAGCCGCUACUGAGUCAGAGAGACCCCAGAGAGACCCCUCCCUCCAGCACACUGCAGCAGCGCAGUGAGCGACGCCCCCUCAGUGACACCUUUGACCAGUGGAACGAUACCUCCCACUACGACAACACAGGCUUCGUGUCUGAGGAGGCUCCUCUGGAGACCCCCAGUGGUAGCAGCAGUGGUAACCCCAUGCUGGGCUCCAAGUCCCGCAGCUCCUCCACCUCCCACGGGGGCCGCCGGCCCCUCAUGAGGCAGGAGCGCAUCGUGGGCGUCCCCCUGGAGCUGCAGGAGGCCCCUCACCAACACCCACACCCCUCCCACCAAUUUCAUAAUGUCCGCACCACGCCUGAAAAUGAAGUGCCUCAGCCUCCCCCUCCCAACCCAUGGCAGAACUGGACGCGAACGCCCAGCCCCUUCGAGGACCGCACAGCUUUCCCCUCAAAACUGAGCUCCCCAGGCAACAGCCCCAACCCUGACCGCAAGGACUUUGAGCAGGAGAUGCAUCAUGGGGAGCUGCCGGGCACAUUCCCCUCCACAGGGACAUGGGGUUACCUAGACUCCAGGAACUCGGGGCAGGGUCAGGGGCGCAGCAACCAGCAGGCCAACAUAUCCAGCAUGUACCAACAUGUCCAAUCCAAGCCCACUAGACCAAGCUCUGGGGCCAUGGUGAUGAGCAAGAGCUCUGAGCGCCUCUCUCCCAUGAUGAAGGAGGUGAAGGCUAAGUUCAAAAAGUCCCAGAGCAUUGACGAAAUAGACAUGGGCUCCUACAAGGUGUACAGCAUCCCCGUGGACAGCUACAGCUCCAGCAUAGAGAACCAUGGGAGUGUUGACCGUCCAGACAUGCCGGCCCCCAUGGAGCAGAGCAUGUCCCGCAGCCAGUCUGCCCCCAUGCUGGACGAUGAUGACGCCUACGGCACAAAUAGCCAGCAGCAGAAGCCUGCCAUCCCCAAGAAGGUCUACCACUUUGACCAGAGCUUCAACCCUCAGGGGGCUAUGGAUAUGAGGAAUCAGCAGCAGGAGAGGAGGGCCCCUCCACCCUUCCCCAACACCCCUGAGUAUGUCAACCAGCCGGGGAAGACCCUGCCCAAAGAGCUGGUGAGCCCCAGGGGCUACCGUGGUUACCCGCCCAUGGACCAGAUGUUCUCCUACUCUCAGCCCUCAGUCAACGAGGAGAACCAGCCGCCCCAGCAGCAGCAACCCUUCCCCAUCCCCAGUCAGCGCUCCCGGCCUGGGUUCCUGAGGCGGGCUGACUCACUGGUCAGCUCCACAGAGCUGGCUCUGUUCCGCAGGGUUCAGGAGGCCCAGGAGAUGCAGCAGAUGUCGGACCACUACGGCCGGCAGCACUUCAAAGGCAUUCUGGAGCAACAGAACAGUCCCAGCAUGGCCCAGCAGGACCAACAGUACAACAAGAGGAAUGGCAGGUACGAGGAAGACUACUCCUCCUACCAGGAGCCYAAGAAGCCYAUCWUGGGCUACCCYACWAAGAGCCUGACRCAGCGRCGSCCYCUGUCGGCCAGGAGUUACAGCACAGAGACGUUUGGGGCGUCCCAGGCCAGGCCUGUGUCUGCCAGACCCACAAUGGCUGCACUGUUGGAGAAGAUGCCCCCAGAUUAUAAUCUGAGCACGUGUACUGAGAAUAUAAAGAGCCCUGAUGAGAUGAAAAUGCGCACCAUGCAGCUGCAGCAUAAGCCUGAUGAUAUGUCCUCUAAGAUGCCAGUAGACUGGAGGCAACAGCUGCUUAGACAUAUAGAGGCCAAACGAUUAGACCGGAGCGCUGUCCUUAAGCACAACACAGUAAACUUCGGCAUGCUGUACUCUGGAGGCUAUGCCGCACCGCAUGCCGGCAGAAGCAUGACAAUAAACUUUUACAAUAACACGAAUAAGCAUGAAAACCAAACAACACAGUGGCUACCUCUACCCAAUACCCCUUCUCAACAGAGCAAUAUAUUAGACAACGGCCAGGAGGUGGUCUCUCCCACCACUCAGUGGGCCCCCUACUCACUGGGCAGGAGAGACGUGCCCCCAGAAAAUAUAAUGAAAAAGGCAGGCGGCCACCACCCCCACCAAUCACAGACAAUGAUAGUGACGUCCGCAUCGGCCACACCCCCACACCGCUCGGUGCGGGACCAGCAGUACGAGGGCGCCAUCAACAAGAUCUCCAUCCAACAGUACCAGUCUCCUCUGCCCAUGGCCACCACCACCAGUCCCCGGCCCCAGAGCGCACGCUGUCUCAUCCAGACCAAAGGCCAGAAAAGCAUGGACGGCUUCCAGGAGCAGUUCUGUGUGCGGAUAGAGAAGAAUCCAGGCUUAGGGUUCAGCAUCUCAGGUGGAAUCAGUGGCCAAGGGAACCCCUUCAAGCCUUCUGACAUGGGUAUCUUUGUUACUAGGGUACAGCCUGAUGGACCGGCCUCCAACCUGCUUCAGCCUGGGGACAAAAUACUGAAGGGCAAUGGACAUAGUUUUUUACACAUGGAACAUGAAACUGCUGUGUCUCUUCUGAAGAAUUUCCAGAAACCUGUGGACUUGGUAAUCUUGAGGGAGAGCACAAUUUAAAUAUUUUUUUACAACACCAUUGCUUCUCACCCAAACGGUUUGUGGAAAUGUGUACAACCGAUUUUUAUCUAUGAACAGAGACAUUUGCCAAUUGCUGGACCAAUGGCAAAUACUAGUGCCAAAUGUACUAUAGGAUACAUAUCUUAUAACCUAUCUAUGAAUUUUGUGUAAACAGGAAAUGUAUAUUCUGAGUUGAUGUGAAUGAAAGUCAUUUUUCUCAUUCAGCCCGAGGCUGUAGGUUGGAGUAAUUUCAUGUUAUUUAUUUUUAUUUGAUCUUUGUUUUUAUUUGGAAGUUUUUUGCUUAUUUAUAUUGCCUUUUAUUUUGUACCUUUUUCAUUGUAGCUUCUCAUUUUACUCUCAGACCAUGAAAACACACUAGCUCUUUAGGAAUUACAUUCACCAUAAACACUGCCUCAACUUUGUAUAUGCCUUGUGUAAAUAUUUUCAUUUACAAUAAAGACAUGAACAGUAGAGAGGGGAAUGGUACUGAAAAUAUAAUUUUUUUUUGUUACAGAAGAAAGAAAUCGCACUUGUCUCCAACCUUAAUACAGGGCCAACUUAUAAUCAGUUUUUUAUUUUUUAUUAUAGGUUUUCCCAUCGGUUUAUUUAAUUGUUUUAAAACUAUGUUGAUCUCUGUACCCAACCAAUCACUGCAUUCUGUGAACUAGAUUUUUUGUAGGUGCUCAAUGCUCAAUAAUGUAUAUGUAUAUGUUUACACACAUGAGCAAAAUUGAAGUAGAAGCAAUAUUCUAUCCCACCUCUGAAAAUCUUUUUUUAACAUGACAAGACUACCCUAGAGGGCCAUCUGCUGGCUAUAUUAUGUGGUUUCCCGUAAUUGUGCCAAGGAGUAUGUAAUGUAUACAUACCCCCCACAUUCAUAUACAGAAAAAUCCAUUGUUUGUGCACUUAAGCACAAUUGUAACAUCGUUUCUCAUCUGUUUGUCUGUGUUUCUAUAAAAAACAUUUGAGUGGUUUUGUUCGCACUGAUUUGAAGUGGUGUGAGUAAUAUUGCUUAGCUUUUCAGCACCACUCUGUGGAACACCAAUUACUUUUUAGAACUUAAUUUCAAGCUCAGUUUAUUAUGAGUACGCAUCAUUGGAAAAGUAUUAAUGCGAGAACUAUGAUGUUUUUUUUCAACAAUGCCGCUGCCCAGAAUAAGCAUUUCACCCUGCUACAUUUCUGGAUGGAUGUUCAUUUUAAGCUCUGAUGUUACAGCAUGGUCUUUGAAUAUGUUUUUGGGAUACAUUCUGUGUUUUGAAAUAGAUUUUAGGGUCUCUCUUAUAAAGAGAUUUCUCUCUUUUUGCAAACCGAUGAGAUUAUUAUAUUGUCAAAAUUGGUGCCAUUUUAUCCCAAUCAAAAACGUAUUCCUUAUGAGCCCUGAAUUUUUCAUAACAUUUUUGUCAAAUGUAGCAUCAAAUGUGACAUUCUUGAGAAAACUAAGCACCUAUAACCCUAUGAAGGGACCCUGGUUGAAUUUGUGCCAAGCUAAGCUGGUAAGUGGUACUUCGGUAUGCAGUCAAUUAUGAGUUCAAAUAUUCAAGAUAUUGUUACAGAAAGUUUGAUAAUAUAAUUAUUUUUACUAAAUGUUUUCAGGUAAUUAUUCGGAAUAUAUUGAUAUACCUUUGCUCAAAUAUAUAGCUUUGCUCAAUUUGCGAGAUUUUAUAAGGACAAUGAAAGAGUAUGGAUGAAGAUCUUACGACUUGAAGAAAAGCUGUACUAUCAAAUGUAUUUCUACAGUAAUUGUGAAUUUGUGUUAUACAAAUAUUAUAUAUAUGUAUAUGAAUAUAAAAAUAGUCAUUUUUGUAUGUGUUUAAAAUACAAUUAAAUAUAAAAAAGCGAAUAUAUGGUAAUAUUCAGUCAAAUUGCAGUAUUGAUGUAAAUAAUUGUGAAUGAAAACACAUUGAGAUAAUUUAUUCAUAGAUUGUGAAUGUACUCCAAGCUUCUGCAGUAUGAAGACUUAUUGGAUUUGAAUGCUGCUUCAUUUUUUGUGCAAAAAGUAAUUUUAACUAUUAAAAGAGAAUUAUUCUGUUUAGUUGGACAAAUUUAGUAAUAAUUUAUUAUACUAUUUAUUUGCACAUGCAAGUUUAAACCUUCCAGUUUUAUUUCUGUAUUAACACAAAGAAAUGUAAUUGGUAAAGUAUAUAUUGUGUGUUUAGAUUGCAUUUCGCAGAUGCUAUCUGUACAUAUUUAAGAUACAUUUUUAUUAAGAAAAGAUUAUAAAAUUGAACGAAAAAUGCUGUGCAGCAAAUACAGAGCCAUUUUCGGCUUUGGAAGUACAAUUUUUCAGUAUUUAAGAAGUGUUUUGAAUAAUGUAUAAAAGUAUAUUGUACAAAUAAUAAAAAUGUCACUUGUUAUUUUU